Polychytrium aggregatum is the source of this 1615-nucleotide messenger RNA. RefSeq names its product velvet factor. The record is from RefSeq and is a predicted model, not a curated record. Bases 352 to 1434 code for a protein of 360 amino acids. Lineage: Eukaryota; Fungi; Chytridiomycota; Chytridiomycetes; Polychytriales. The transcript is spliced from 5 exons.
GUAAAUCGCUGUUGUCCCUGUCACGAUGCUGACCCUGAUCCACACGGAGAAAAUGGAGAUAUUGUGUUUGCAUCAGAAGCCCUGGGAGACUUCGGGUCGUCUGAACUCCUGUGACGGCUGUGGUGUGUAUCAGCGCUGCUCCUGUUGUCUCCAGGAGAGGCGGAAUCAGCCAUACUGAUCUAUGACCCCCGUCUGGAGAGGCUUGAACGCCUCUAGCUCCCUUGGAUGGCCAUAUAAACCGGACCCAGCACGGUGCGUCGAGUCCAAUGUCCAUAUCUUGACUCGAUUUCGAGCGACCGACUGGUCCAGCCUGAAUCCUCCUUUGGUACCCGCACCUCUUGGCCACUUCUAAUGAUGCCCGGCGACCGCCCGCAUUAUGUCCUGCAGAUCGUCGACCAGCCUGAGCGAGUUCGUUGCUCUGGAUUCGGCCCCCAGAUGUAUGGGCGUCCAAUCAGUCCGGCCCCGAUCCUGCAACUCUUCCGACGGGGACCUGGAGGAGCCCUGAUUUCAGACCCCUCGUCGAUGAUCGAAGCCUCAGGCUUUGUUGUCCAUAUCCAGCUCUACUCUUCUGAUGGCACCGCAGAUCUAUCUCUUGUUGUCAACCCGAUACGUCUCAAGGAGGCAGUUCCUGUCAAUCCAGUUUCCCCAGCCCUUCUCCUCAAAGACAUACCUGCAGGGUCCAACCCGGAUCCCUGUGUCGCUUGGACCCCACCCCCAGAUGUGGAAUCGUCCGACAUCCACAUGCUUGAGAACGAAGCCAAGGCGACUGUUUCCCUCCCACCAAGCCCUAUUCCGAAGGCUUGGUUCGCAGGAAACGAAGCAUUUACUCAAGAGGACCUCAAUACCGAUGGGGCAGCCUCCCUGUCUAUCACUUCCCGGUCAGCUCCUCACCCAGCCUGGUCGUCAACAUCGGUGUCGACGGAUCAAUUCCAUGACAGUAAACGGAGCCAUAGCCGCCACCGAGCCAGCGAAGAUUCAGUCGGUCUAUAUUCGCAUCUGGGUUUGAGCUCUCAAGACCAGAGCAUGAAGCGGUUGCUUCCAUUUGCCCAGCCAUCGCUCUUUGGGAACUUGGUUUCCUCAAGUAUUUUCUCCAAGAGCGCCGACAGCUCCAAGGCUGGUGUCUUCUUUGCGUUCGACAAAGUGUACAUUCGAGUUGAAGGAACAUAUCGUCUCAAGUUCACCCUAGUCGACUUGAGCGAUCCUCGUUCCCUUGGCACUGGCUGCUCGACAGUGAGCACGGUCCUAUCCGACCCCUUUGUAUCCCAUGGAUGGAAAUCCUUUCCUGGAAUGAUAGAGCCUUCAUCUGUUCUCAAGACCCUCGUUCGAGGAGGUGUUAGGGCGACUAGAAACGUGCGAAACAAGAGGAAUGGAGCCCGUGAUACCAAAGUUGUUGAAUCCGCCACAGCGACCAACCUCUCCAUUCCGACGAGCUGACCCUCUGUCUGCCAUCUGUUUCGCCGUGUGUACUCGCUGUGGCCCGAGUGACUCUGAACCAAGCUUGUACACCGAGGAAUGAGCAACAUGUAAGGUGUCUGGGCCGGGAUAGGGCCGUCCACGACAAGUAUGGCUCAUCGGCACACUUGAAUAGAAGAUCUGAGCCACCCAAUACUCCAAA